CAUGGCACUACGGCCGCGGUGACGCAGUCUGGGCGGUAGCCGCGUGGAAUAGGGGCGGUGGUGAGGAUUCGACGCGGCUUGUGAGGAAGCCUAUUUGCAGUCAUGACUGUGAUGGAGUUCUUUGGAUGUGGCCUUCUGGCAUUUGGACCACCUCUGGCUAUGUUCAUCAUUACCAUUGCCAAGGAUCCUGUGAGAAUUAUCAUUCUGAUGUCCAGUGCCUUUUUCUGGCUGCUGUCACUACUCUUCUCAUCACUCAUCUGGUUCGCGGUUGUGCCACUCAGAAGUGACCUGGCAUUUGGCAUGGUCUUCUCCGUUCUCUUGCAGGAGCUCUUCAGGUUUCUGCUCUACAAGUUGCUGCGCUUGGCUGAAAAUGGUCUGAAGAAAGUCACAGACAAUGACCAGGUGGUCACCAAUCCACACAUCAUGGCAUAUGUGUGUGGGCUUGGAUUCGGCAUGAUGUCGGGCGCCUUCUCGCUGGUGAACGUGCUGGCGGACGCUGUCGGACCAGGCACAAUGGGGCUGCGCGGCCACUCGUCCUUCUUUUUCCUCGUCUCGGCCGUGCUCACCCUCUGCUUUAUCCUGCUCCACACCUUCUGGGGCGUCAUCUCCUUCAGCGCGCUCGACCGUCGCCAGUACCUGCAGCUGGCGUUCGUGCUCGUCUCUCAUCUCGCCCUUUCUUCGCUGACGUUGCUGAACGCCAGCCAGCUGUACGCGGCGACAGUAGUGCCGGCCGUUGUGCUGACGCUGGUGACCGGGUACGGUGCCCUGCUCAUCACCGGCGGCUCCGGCGACCGACUGCUGGCCUGUCUGCGGCCCCGGCCCACCCAGCUGCAGGUGCCAGCACCGCCGCCGCCCGACAGGGAGUAGGUCCGGCCGCUGCCGUUUCAUGGAGAGUCUGUCGGUCGUGCUCUGUGUCGCUACCCAACAGAGCAGGGCGGACUUCACUGUUGCUCUGCGGUGACAGGGCCAGACCGCACCGCUGCCGUGCGGUGACGACCAGACCGCACCGCUGCUGUGCGGUGACGGCCAGACCGCAUCGCUGCCGUGCGGCGGCAGGGCCGGCCCGUACCACUGCCGCCAGGGAGCAGGACGAGCGCGCCCCCCCUGAGCGGUGUGACCAGGUCACUCCGGGACGUGGCCCCGGUCACACCGUCCGUACACCGUCUACCCCCUUGUUCCGACGCAGCUGUGGCCGGACCAGUGCAGUCCAGGUACGCCUCGGCCCUGACCCGGGGGCCCAGCCGCCACACAGACGUGUGCUGGCUGAGGUCUGGCCCUGCUGUCGGCGCCACACUACCCUCGUAUUGUUCCGGCUUAUGUCUUAAAGGUGAUUCCAUGUAUCGGCGCCCAUAGGCAAUUAAUGCUAAUAUGAUCAUUGCAAGUAGUUUAAGUACAUGCUUUUCAGAAAUGUGUUAAGUCAGCUUGUCCGGUACCUGCGCUGUACACAUUUUAGUGAAAAAUAAUGCUUUUCUGAUACGGUCCGGGGUGGAAGCGUGUAAAAUGUAUGUACCAUGCUUAUACUGUGUGAGCGUGAAUGAUGCAAGAUAAUUGUGUGAUGAACUGUGAUGUCAUAUCUUGUAUGCUGUCGCUUGCAUUGCAUAUUUAUUGUCACAUUUCUCUGGUCUCCAAUAUAAAAUUUGCGUUUGGCGGAAAUGUAUCGCCCCUUUUCCCGUAAUAGGUAUUAAUGUCGUCACAUUACUUUAAUCACAGACGCCGGAGGCAUUAUGCUCUGUUGUGCAAGAGUCCGUUGUGCUCGUUUCAGACCCCCCUCGUUCCUACCGCGUCUUCAUGUGACGUCAGACUGGAAUAUCCGGCUGACGCGCACCCAUCCUGAGCCAUUCCUCCGCAUCCUUCCGCGUCUUCGUGUGACGUCAUACUGGAAUAUCCGGCUGACGCGCACCCAUCCUGAGCCAUUCCUCCGCAUCGAGCAAGUGGAGCCGGUGGUGGUCGUGAGGCCCAACCGGCAGCGCUGGCUCUCUGGCCGUCACUGUCUGGCGCUCGGACGUCAGGAUGCUUCUUUCACGUGUGUUGAAUACACUCUUAUGUA
Messenger RNA from Pollicipes pollicipes, 2047 nucleotides. Its product is annotated as gamma-secretase subunit Aph-1. The record is from RefSeq and is a predicted model, not a curated record. Gene Ontology annotation, biological process: protein processing; positive regulation of catalytic activity. The transcript is spliced from 6 exons. Bases 103 to 867 code for a protein of 254 amino acids. NCBI's taxonomy places the organism in Eukaryota, Metazoa, Arthropoda, Thecostraca, Pollicipedomorpha, Pollicipedidae. Gene Ontology annotation, cellular component: membrane.